CCCAUUCUCCACCAAUAUCCACAAAUUCACAUAUAUUCCCUCCUCUCCACUAUUUACCAUGGCUUCUGCAAUUUCAAUUCGCCAGCCUGCCCAAAUUUAUGAGCAAGAAGCCCAGCACGAGACUUUGUUAUCGAAGCUAAAACUGUAUGAGAUAAUGCUCGGCUCAGCGAAGCCCAUGGCUCUCAGAGCUGCUGUUUUGCUGAAUAUUCCGGACAUAAUUGCCCAGGCCUCAGGCUCUCUUACCCUAGAAGAAAUUGCUGCCCAUAUUUCAGCCUCCACUGAAAGCCCACCUCACAUAGAAUAUCUGUUUCGUCUUCUGAGAUUUCUAGCCUCCCACAAAAUCUUUAGUGAGAUCCCGCACCAGGAGGACUUCAAGCAAUCUAGAUAUGGCCUUACAGGCCUUUCUAGAUUGCUUGUUAAAGAAACAAGUGAAGGUGGUGUGUCCAUGCUAAAUUAUGUUCCAUUUUUGUUGGGAGCCACCAGCAAUCUUCCCUUCCAAGGAUGGCUGCAUCUACAUGAGUCUGUGUUAGAAGGUGGCAGUGCCUUCGAUAAGGCUUUUGGUAUGAGUGCUUGGGACUAUGCUGCAAACAAUCCUGAAUUGAACAAGACAUUUAACGAGGGCAUGUCUUGUGACACUCGUGCUGUGAUGGCAUCUGUUGUGAAGGUUUAUGAGGAGGGUUUUAAGAAGAUAACUUCUUUGGUUGAUGUAGCUGGAGGUGUGGGAUCUGCCUUGUCUAUCAUUGUGGAGAAUUACAAACAUAUUAGAGGAAUUAAUUUUGAUCUGCCUCAUGUCAUCGCUACUGCACCUUCUAUUCCUGGAGUAGAGCAUGUGAGUGGCAACAUGUUUGAGCAUAUUCCUUCAGCCGAUACAAUUUUUAUGAAGUGGAUUUUGCAUGAUUGGGAUGAUGACGAUUGUGUAAGAAUAUUGAAAAGGUGCUAUGAGGCCAUCCCAAAUAAUGGGAAAGUUGUGAUUGUGGAUGCUCUUGUUGUGGAAACUGAAAACGAUGAAGAUGAACAAGAAAAAUGUCUAAGGGAUGUGGGAUUAGCACUCGAUAUGACAAUGAUGUUAUUCACUGGUGGAAAAGAGAGAACAAAGAUGGAAUUCAAAAAAAUUAUCAUGAAAGCAGGUUUCAAAAGCUACACCAUCUUCAAAUUGCCAUUUGUUCAAGCCAUUAUUGAGGUUUCUAAAUACUAAAUUAACAGUUAUACAAUACAUUAUUAUAAUAAUUGGUUUAGAACCAUAUUAAAAUAUUGUCUAAAAUCCACAUUAGAUUUGUAAUGUAUUAGAUGUGUUUAGUCACAUUGAAUAUUUAUUUGGACCCCCUUAUAAAUUUGUAUGUGACAUUUGAUAUAUAUUUCAUAUUGAAAAAAAAUAAUAUGAAAAAGUAAACGUUGGGGUUAA
Molecule: messenger RNA, 1402 nt
Organism: Cryptomeria japonica (Japanese cedar)
Lineage: Eukaryota; Viridiplantae; Streptophyta; Pinopsida; Cupressales; Cupressaceae
Product: (R,S)-reticuline 7-O-methyltransferase
Exons: 3
Coding region: 59-1195 (378 amino acids)
Biological process (GO): methylation
Molecular function (GO): O-methyltransferase activity; protein dimerization activity; S-adenosylmethionine-dependent methyltransferase activity
Source: RefSeq, a predicted model, not a curated record